Coregonus clupeaformis (lake whitefish) is the source of this 948-nucleotide messenger RNA. Its product is annotated as 3-oxoacyl-[acyl-carrier-protein] reductase FabG. The transcript has 8 exons. Gene Ontology annotation, molecular function: oxidoreductase activity. NCBI's taxonomy places the organism in Eukaryota, Metazoa, Chordata, Actinopteri, Salmoniformes, Salmonidae. The record is from RefSeq and is a predicted model, not a curated record. The coding region runs from base 101 to 898 and encodes 265 amino acids.
CUUGCGUAAAUACCGUGGGACAGAGUUGCUGAGCACUGCCACGAGUGAAUUUGACAGAUUUCACUGAUUUAAACCUAAUUGUGGUCAUUUAAAAGCAGUUAUGGCUUCAGAGGAAGUAUUUAAGGUAUCAUCUUUGAAAGGCAAAGUGACUCUGAUCACAGGUGCCAGCUCGGGCAUCGGGGCAGGGACAAGCAUCAUGUUCGCUAAACUUGGUGCCUUACUCGCAUUGAACGGGCGCGACGUGGAAAACCUCACCAACAUAGCCAAACAGUGCACGGACCUGGGUGCUGCCGAGCCCUUGCUUGUACCAGGGGACCUGACUAACGAGGACACUGUAAAGAAGACCGUGGAACUGACCAUUGCCCACUUUGGCCGGCUGGAUGUGCUGAUCAACAGCGCUGGCAUCCUGGCCAUGGGCAGCAUUGAGACAGGUGACCUGGCUCAGUAUGACAAGGUCAUGAACGUCAACGUCAGAUCAGUGUACCAUCUGACUCAGCUGUGUGUGCCCCACCUCAUCAAGACUAAGGGUUCUAUCGUCAAUGUGUCCAGCGUCAACGGGCAACGAUCAUUCCCAGGUGUCCUUGCCUAUUGUAUGUCCAAGUCCGCUAUUGACCAAUUCACAAGAUGCAUAGCACUUGAGCUAGCGUCGAAGCAAGUGCGAGUGAACUCUGUCUGUCCUGGUGUGAUCAUAACAGAUGUCCACAGGAGAGCAGGGCUGGAUGAGGAACAGUAUGCUCAGUUCCUUGAGAAGUGUAAGCAGACCCAUGCCCUGGGGAGACCAGGUGAGGUGGAGGAGGUGGCCCAUGCCAUAGCCUUCCUCGCGUCAGACGCUGCCACUUUCAUUACCGGGGUCAACCUACCCGUGGACGGUGGCCGCCACGCCAUGUGUCCAAGAUAAUAUCCUGUGACGUCAUCAGUGACUGGCAGCCAAUACAAACCUGAACUGUC